This is a messenger RNA of Alternaria alternata, 671 nucleotides long. RefSeq lists its product as hypothetical. Bases 32 to 433 code for a protein of 133 amino acids. The transcript is spliced from 2 exons. The record is from RefSeq and is a predicted model, not a curated record. Lineage: Eukaryota; Fungi; Ascomycota; Dothideomycetes; Pleosporales; Pleosporaceae.
CCAGGCUCCCUUGGCGGAUCCCAUCGCUGCAAUGAUGGCCCGCUUUUCAACUAGAAAUACAGUGAAUGUUUCUGGUAGGGGAUGUAAGGGUGUUGCGAUGUCGCGUGGUCAAAUUCGUGCUCAUCUUGAGAUCGAAGGAAGGACAUUAGCAACACUUCCAUCUUCAGCUAAUUCCGAUGAUCGCCACGAGAUGAGAGGGGUAGCACCACCAAGAACGGUUGGUCCUACUCUGAUCAACUGUGUUACUACUGCACAGGAGAUGUUGACUUUCCUUCCUUACCAGACCGUAAAUUACGAGCUGUGGGAUCGUAUAAGAAAGUCAUGGUCACCGAAAGAAGUCGCUGACUUCAUGGUAAGUGUCUUGAAAUCUCUCUACAAGCCCGCUUGGCUCAUCUUAGCAGUCUUACGUUCGACAACUGCAAAGUCCUCGUAGCUACCACCGUACCGCAUUUCACCACAAUCAUGACGGCCGGCCGGCCGAUGUGCCGACACACACUUUCACAACGAAUGUUCCUUCGAACAUGUCAACGAGAGGGAAAACGGACAAGAAGGCAGCCGAUCGACCUCUACACGACUACUUUCUUUAUCAUCUAGGUGAUGGAGUAGUCCAUUAUCCCACUGGUCGCGACGCCCAGCUCCUCACGCGUUGCGUUCAGCAUGCCCGAAACGUG